CGCUUGGUUAGCUGCCUGGCUAAUCUGGGUCCCCGGCUGUCAGUUGCUGAGAGCGGUGACAGCUGAAAAAUACCAUUUUAUCCUUAGCUGUGCGCUCAAUACAAUCGCCACGAUGUUCGAGGAGGCUAGUGAAGUGUUCGAUAACAUGUUUAAAUCCUCGUUUCCCCUCACCUUCAUUGUGUUUAUCCCCGCGGUGUUGAUCCUGGUGUCACCGCUCCCGGCCGAGGCGGCACAUGAGUUCACGGUGUACCGUAUGCAGCAGUACGACCUGCAGGGACAGCCCUACGGUACCAGGAAUGCCAUCCUGAAUACGGAGGCUCGUACUGUGGAGGCAGAGGUACUAAGUCGUCGCUGUGUCAUCAUGCGACUCGUAGACUUUUCUUACGAAGAGUACCAGAAAGCCCUGCGCCAGUCAGCAGGAGCUGUGGUCAUCAUCCUGCCCAAGAACAUGUCUGCUAUGCCCCAGGACAUAGUACAGCAGUUCAUGGAGCUGGAGCCAGAGAUGUUGGCCACAGAGACCAUCGUUCCUGUCUACUUUGCCAUGGAGGACGAUGAGCUGCUGUCCAUCUACACCCAAACCCUGACCUCCUCCUCCUCACAGGGCUCCUUAUCAGCAGCUGAAGUGCUGCUGCACACAGCCACAGCCAACGGCUUCCAGAUGGUCACCAGUGGAGCUCAGAGUAAAGCCAUCAGUGACUGGGCCAUCACCAGUCUAGAGGGCCGUCUGGCGGGAGUUGGAGGAGAGGACCUGCCCACUAUUGUCGUGGUCGCUCACUACGACUCCUUUGGUGUUGCCCCAUGGCUGUCGUACGGAGCAGACUCAAACGGCAGCGGGGUGUCUAUGUUACUAGAGCUGGCUCGUCUUUUCUCAAAACUUUACACCUACAAGAGGACACACGCUGGGUACAACCUGCUGUUCUUCGUAUCUGGUGGAGGAAAAUUUAAUUACCAGGGCACCAAACGUUGGCUGGAGGACAAUCUGGACCAUACAGACUCCAGUCUGCUACAGGACAACGUAGCCUUUGUGUUGUGUCUGGACACGCUGGGGAACGGAGACUCUAUGCACCUCCAUGUGUCCAAACCUCCUAAAGAGGGAACUCCUCAGUAUUCUCUGCUAAAGGAGCUGGAGACGGUGGUUGCGAGCCAGUACCCAGAGGUCAAGUUCUCCAUGGUCCACAAGAAAAUCAACCUGGCAGACGACAUGCUGGCCUGGGAGCAUGAGCGCUUUGGGAUCCGCCGGCUGCCGGCCUUUACAUUGUCCCACCUGCCCUCCCACCGCCUGGCUCAGCGCUCCAGCAUCAUGGACGUGCGGUCAGUGUCCCCCUCCUCUCGCCACGGAGCGGGAGAGCCCCCUGCUGGGCCUCAUGUAGAUGUAAAGAAACUCAGCAGGAACACCAAGCUGGUAGCAGAGGCGCUGGCCAGGGUCAUCUACAACCUCACCGAAAAGGGGGCUCCUGGGGACCUGCAGAUCUUCACCGAACAGAUGCAGGUGCAGGACGAGCAGCUAUCAGCGGUGGUGGAUUGGCUCACAGCGCAGCCCCGAGCCGCUCAGCUGGUGGACAAAGACAGCAGCGUGGUGUCCACUCUGGAGUAUCACCUGGGACACUACCUCAAGGACGUCAAGAGACACUACGUCAAAGCUGACAAAAGGGAUCCAGAGUUUGUAUUCUACGACCAGCUGAAACAGACUAUGAAUGCUUACAGAGUGAAGCCUGCUAUUUUUGACUUGCUGCUGGCUGUCUGCAUUGCAGCCUACUUAGGGAUGAUGUAUCUCGCUAUCCAGAACUUUGGAGUCCUGUACAGUGUUGUCCGUAGAAUCACCCAACCCAAGGCGAAGGCCCAUUAAGGCGCACGACACCAUUUUUUUUGUUUCUUUUGUUUUGUUUUCUCCAGAUCCCACCCUUCUCCUCAGAUUCAGAUCAAUAAACUCUAACCAGUAAGAACGCAGAAGCUGGGCCAAGCUGCUGUUCUCAUGAUGGUUUCUAAACCAGCAGAAUCACUUUCAUUUCUUUCAUCCCGCUCCACAAACUAUGAUGUCAGAUCCUGUCCUGCUGCCAACUUAAUCCAUUUGGUCUCUCGGACCAGAAUAAUCAGGAAUCAUUUCUCACUCUCCCUGUCUUCAUGAACACAGAUGUCUUUUCAGUCAUUUAAAAUGAUCCCUUGUGUUGGAAAUAUUCCGUUAUUCGACUCCUGUGAGGGAUGUAAAGCAUUACAUCGACGCCUGUGAGAUCUCGAUGAGAUUGGGAGUUCCUGAUGUUGCUGUCCUCCCGAUCACGCCUCAUUACUCGUCCUCUCAGUAUACUGUAUGAAUGAUCGUUCUGCCAAACUGACGUCGUGUUGUCUCAGGCAGCUACAGGGAGAAACUGACCACAGAGUUUAGCCCAGAAUUUCCUUUGUCGAGAGAUGUGUUUCCCCAACAUGUUAAAGGAGAGGUUCACAUUUAUUUCAAUCUGCUUAAAUACAAUACUCACAUCUUUAUACAGACAUUUAAAGAGUUCCUGUUUCUGUAAUUGUUUUUUUUUUGUUUGUUUGUUUUUUAACUCCACACUGGCAUCGAGACCCCCUCCCUAAAUCCACAGUGCUGAUUCUGUACAAAAACACAUUUUAAUGUUCAGCUGAAGAACAUAUUAAAGUCUUCUUUGUGUCAUACCUUAAAGACUAACAUUAGAGGAUACCCAUUUGGCCUCAUUUUGGCUUCAGAUGAACUUCAGAACACAUUUUUGCACAGAGAGGACUGUUGGCUAUGUCUUCCAUCUCUUCAGGGCUGCAGCUAAACAUUAAUUUCAUUAUCAACUGAUCAGUCGAUUAUUUGUUUUUAAUUAAUGAAUCAAGCGCUUACUCUAUAAAAUGUCAGGAAAUGGUGAAAAUGCAGAUCAUCAGAGUCCAAGAUGAUGUCUUCAAAUUGCAUUUUCUGUCAGAGUAUCUGAAGAGAAAGCCAGAAAUUUAAAUUUACAACAAUAUGGAUCAUAAAAGGCAACAAAUCACAUUGAAAAAAGACGGCAAAUGUUUUGCAUUUGUGCUUGAUAAACAAUUUAGAGGACCAGUGUGUAGGAUUCAGUGGCACCUAGUGGUGAGUUUGCAGAUUGCAACUGACUGAAUACCCUCUGCUCUCCUUAUGGUUGCCUUCAGGUAAUGCAAAAACGUGACUGGCCCUAUCGGGAGCUAGUGUUCGGUUUGCCCAUGUCCGUUUGUCGGGGUUGCUGUAAAAACAUGGCAGCUCCUUGGACCUGCUGCUUAUGUAGAUAUGAAGGGCUCGUUCUAAGGUAACGACAACACAAUGAUUCUUAGUUUCAGGGUUUUUCUUUCACGUUGGUGAAAGAAAACACACUCUUAUAUUGUAAUUCCAUUUCUGCCAAUAGAUGCCACUAAAUCCAACAUCGAUUAGCAUCAUCAUAUUAUUUAAUAUAUGAGCGAGUGAGUAUUGUAUUGAGGCAGACUAAAAACAAAAUCUGAACUUAUCCUUUAAACGCUCAGUGAAAAUGACUCCACAAAUAUCAUUUACAGUUAAGAUGAGUUGCCUGAAUAAAAUGUGAAGUAGUGUUUAGAUGAUCCUGAUUCCAUCGCCUUGGUAGUGAAUUUAUUAAAAGAAAUAUUCAGUUGAAUGAAAAAAAUCCUUGCUAAAUUAUUAAAGUAUGUAUUAAUCUCCCCGUUAAUAUAUGAUGUUACAAAAAUUUAAAGCAGAUUCCCUGUGAAAUUCUCUCCUCACUUUUUGUGCCACCUUUUUCUGUUUGCUGUCACUGUGUGAUUUGAUGUGUCUUAUUUUUACUGCUCAGAGUCUUUUUUUGUUUGCUUUAUUCCUGAUAAAGUUUUGCUGGGGAUGUUCAGUCCUGUUGAAUAAUGUCACAUGCAACAAACAUGUUUGUCUAAUCAGAGGACAUGCGUGUUCGGUGUGUUGGAGUGCAACGGCCACACAUGACGAGAUAAAACUCCCCCUUUACUCCUUUUUUAUCAGUAGGAAACAUGUCUUUGACCUUUUGCUGACUGUAGCAAUAAUGUGAUUCCACUUAAUCAGAGAUUUUUAAAGCCGUGUUGAGAUUUUGGUCAAGCCAGCACUGCGGUGUUUGUACACUGGAAGUCUUAAAGUGGGCCGUAACACAGAGGGUGUUGGAUAAAAUAGGGACGGAUAUCUUAAACACACCUGGAAUUUAAUUUCAUGAGAUGCCGGUGUGUGUAGAAGUAACACCACAGUGUUUCCUUGACCUUUUCUCUGCCUUGUUGUGGGUGAAUGGUGUUUAUUUGCCUUUUUGUAUCUUCCAUGUGUUACUGCAUGACCUGUGACCCACCCGCCCCCC
Messenger RNA from Epinephelus fuscoguttatus (brown-marbled grouper), 4292 nucleotides. It is a transcript of the gene ncln, whose product is annotated as nicalin. The record is from RefSeq and is a predicted model, not a curated record. Lineage: Eukaryota; Metazoa; Chordata; Actinopteri; Perciformes; Serranidae. The coding region runs from base 113 to 1846 and encodes 577 amino acids. Gene Ontology annotation, cellular component: endoplasmic reticulum membrane. The transcript has 15 exons. Gene Ontology annotation, biological process: regulation of signal transduction.